This is a messenger RNA of Prunus avium (sweet cherry), 504 nucleotides long. NCBI's taxonomy places the organism in Eukaryota, Viridiplantae, Streptophyta, Magnoliopsida, Rosales, Rosaceae. The record is from RefSeq and is a predicted model, not a curated record.
CAUUUGAAUUUAACCCCUAUUGCUUUCUUGUUACCUCAGCAGCUGAGGGAUUGAAAUAUUAUGAUUUGGUUGAGGGAAAGGGUCCGGUAGCUGAGAAAGGAUCAACGGUUGAGGUUCACUUUGACUGUUUAUAUCGUGGGAUUACGGCUGUAUCAAGCAGGGAAUCUAAACUCUUGGCUGGAAAUCGUAGUAUUGCCCAGCCAUACGUGUUCAAGGUCGGAGCUCCUCCUGGGAAAGAACGAAAGCGUGAGUUUGUGGACAAUGCAAAUGGUCUAUUUUCUGCACAAGCUGCACCAAAACCCCCUCAAGCAAUGUACUCGGUAACUGAGGGGAUGAAAGUAGGGGGGAAGCGAACUGUGAUUGUUCCUCCUGAGGCUGGGUACGGUCUAAAGGGCAUGAAUGAGAUCCCUCCUGGAGCGACAUUCGAGCUAAAUUUGGAGCUUUUGCAAGUGAUUCCACCUGAAGGAAAGUGAGCCUGAUGUAGGAGGUUGUGAGAAGUUCAUG